GAUAAUUAAGAUGAUAUGAAUAUAUCUAUGCUGCACAUCCAUCUGAUUCGUUCUUUGAUCUUACAUUUCUGUAUUCAUAUUGGAGAAUUUGCAGGCAAUAAUUUUAUCACAACCUGGAAAAAUCAUAUUGUCUAUAAUUUUCGUUUAUGAGUUUAGAUUAAAUAGUGACACGAGCAGAUAUCAGUUGACAUUUCCGGUAUUUGAAGUGAAUGCCAUGUCAUCCUUAUAUGGCCUUUACCUGGAAGUGUAAUUAUUGCAAAGGAAAUUGAUUUCAACGUCAUCAUCGUUGCGCUGUGCAGUCAGUGAAUUGAAUUUCAAUCUUGGAUAAUCCUGCCUUUCAUGACUGUUUUGCGAAGUCAACAAUAUUUCUGUCCAAGAUGCUGGAAGAGGCGCUUCACGAUCUGACGGGGUUAAAGACCUUGGAGGAGAUCCCCACACUCAUGACACUUGGACAAGGAUUCAUCAGUGAAUGUAGGAGUUUCCAGAGUGAGAAGGGACAAUUCUUUGCCAAGAUGAACAAGAAAAGUCGGGCAAGGACAAUGUUUGAAGGUGAAAAGGCAGGCUUGAACGCCAUAUUAGCCACUGGACUGGUCCGCUGCCCGAGACCUAUCGAGAUCUACGACCUCAAGGAUGGUCCAGGAUCUAUCUUCGUCAUGGAAUAUAUGGAAUUGAGAGAUCUUGAUCGGUAUGCUGCCACGUUGGGUGAAGCUAUCGCAAGGUUACAUCUCCACAACAGUCGUCUGAAGAUGAAAGAGGAAAAGCACGAAGGCAGGAUCGGUGGGGUCCCAGUUUCGCGUCCUACAAACAUGCAGGAUGUAAAUGGGGAAGAUGUUGAGGAGGAAACCCAACGAUCUGUCUCUCAGUUUGGAUUCCACACCACAACCUGCGGAGGAUAUCAACCUUUAGAUAACACAUGGUCGGAUAAUUGGAUGAAUUUCUACGUCCGCCAAAGACUAAAGCCUAAAGUAGACAACAUUGAACGAAAGUAUGGGGACCGCACACUCAUGGAACUGUGGCCGCGUCUUUUAGCGGUUAUACCGAGGUUGUACCGCGGUAGUGACAACAUCGUCCCUGCCUUACUUCAUGGUGACCUCCACGGGGGAAACGUCGCAGAGACAACGACGGGGCCAGUGACAUACGAUCCCGCUUGUUUAUACGGGCAUCACGAGUUGGACCUUGCAGAGACGCGAGACUUUGUCGACUUCAACCAAGAUUUCUACCCAGCCUAUUACCGACUGGUUCCCAAAGCAGAGGGUUUCGACGAGAGGGAAAAACUCUAUAAAAUAUUCCAUUAUCUCAACAACUGGAGUCACUUUGGACCCAAGUAUAAAGACAAAGUAACAACGCUCAUCGGUGAGCUAGUGGAAAAGUGACCAUGUAAUGCUUUACAUGUAUAUUCCACAUAUAAAAUACUGAUAUGCAAAUUAUACAGUCUAAUAUAAAAUGUGGUACUGCAUUUUAAUAUAUCUCAUUGUGAAUAUUAUAUCAUAUCAUCCUUAUAUCAAUGUACAGUAGAUAUUUUAUGUAUUUCCCAACCGCCUUUAAGUAUUUAAUUGUAUAGGUAAUUGUGUAUUUAAUUGUGCCAUUUUCAUUUUUAUGCUGUCAAUAGUCCAACUGUCAUGGUGCAAUAAACAAAUAAAUAGAUAAAUAAAUCAAUAAAUGAUAUCCAAUAUCUAUAUUAUUCAAUCAUAAUUGGACAUUUCUUCAGUAUCCAAUUUUUUUUAUCAAAGAGAAGUUUUUACUAAUAAAUUAUUUAAACUAACAGAUGCGACCCUUUUUGUAAAAAUGUCAUAAUGAUUGCUAUCGCUAUUAUUAUUAUUGUUAUAAUUACUGUUAUUAUCAUCUGAUAACAAGACAUGAGGACAUACAAAUAAGUAAUCAAUUAACAUGAUUAAUUGCCUUUUGGGCAAUUGUAAACAAAUUAAAUUAGAAAAAUUAUUUAAUUUGAAGAAAAAAAACCUUUCACAUAUACAUUGGAUAUCAUUACCAUGCCAAUUCUACCCCACUGUUUAAAAAACUGAAGUCUCUUUUUAAUUUUUUGUCUUAUUUCUCUAUUAUACUAAUUGGUAUCGUUUAGUUUAAGAAUAAACUACCUGUUCAUCCUCAAUCAACACUGCUACAAACAUCUGUGUUGAUUUAACACUAGCCCAGAAUCUAUAUAUGUCCACACCAGAGAAGUGUUAAACUACACCAGUUUGGUUUUGGUCUAACACCAGAUAGGGUUUAUACAACACCAAUUAGUAUUAAAACAGCAUGGGUUUGAUUCCAAACUGGUGUUGUUUCAAUACUUCUCUGAUGUGGACAUAUAUAGAUCCGAACACCGGAGUUUUUGCAGUGCAGAUACAUGUUUCUUAAAAUUAAAGUCUGUAUUUCAGUUGAUGUUUGCUCAUAAUAUACAUGUAUGUGAAGCACAAUAUAAAGAUGCAUCAUUAUUAUUGGGUUACAAGGUGAAAUAAUAAUUGUCUUUCAUUAUAAUUUAUAAAAGUACUGUUCAAAUUUAAGAAUAUAAGAUGCUGCGUAAUUGUGAUAAGCAAUUCAUUUUUCAACAAAUCUUCAUUCCUUAUUUGAUUUGAUUUGACUUUAUUUUACAUAUUUCACAAGUACAAACAACAAUAUGAAAACAAUAUCAGAAAACUCACGAGAAUACAAAUCAGACAAGGCAUAACAAUUAAUUCAAAUUAAAGAAAAUAGCGAUUUGGAAUUAAAGACAAUUUAAAAGAAUGAAAUAUGAGGGAACCUGCAUAAAAAAGCAAAGCUUGUUAAGUCUGCAGGAUCCAGAAAAAAUAUCAGUCUUAAUGAGUAGGAGAGGACAGGUAAGUAAAUUGAUUAUAAUAAAGUAAUGCCAAAAUGUGACAAUUGUGGAUAUGUAAGGAAUACAAAAAAAUAAAUAAAAAAAUAAAAAGGAGUCUGCCACUCUAUGACUAUUAUUUAUUUCUCAUUACUCAUUACUCAGCCAGAGUAAUUUGUCUAUAUUUGGUUAAAAUUAUGUUAAGGUACUUGCCAUACUUUUCUCUUGAUGAAAUGCAUACAAAUUUAGGUCAUUUUACUUUCACAAUGUAUCAAACAUGUAAUAACUAAGGGAUAUAAUAUCAAAUGUUUAUAAAAGUGGGCGCAUCGUGGUCUAGUGGUUCUGACUCUCGCCUUUCAAACAGAGGGUUGUGAGUUCGAAUCCUAGCCAUGGCCGUGUUUUCCUUCAGCAAGAAA
Molecule: messenger RNA, 3204 nt
Organism: Lytechinus pictus (painted urchin)
Lineage: Eukaryota; Metazoa; Echinodermata; Echinoidea; Temnopleuroida; Toxopneustidae
Product: ketosamine-3-kinase-like
Exons: 7
Coding region: 378-1373 (331 amino acids)
Source: RefSeq, a predicted model, not a curated record